This is a messenger RNA of Toxotes jaculatrix (banded archerfish), 2068 nucleotides long. RefSeq names its product hematopoietic cell-specific Lyn substrate 1 (gene hcls1). The record is from RefSeq and is a predicted model, not a curated record. Gene Ontology annotation, biological process: regulation of actin filament polymerization. Gene Ontology annotation, cellular component: site of polarized growth; plasma membrane; cortical actin cytoskeleton. The transcript is spliced from 15 exons. Lineage: Eukaryota; Metazoa; Chordata; Actinopteri; Toxotidae. The coding region runs from base 78 to 1535 and encodes 485 amino acids. Gene Ontology annotation, molecular function: actin filament binding.
GUGAAAAACUUCAGCAGCACUUUGUGUUUGGAAAACCGGCUUAAAAACGGACAUAUCGCGCUGACAAGUAAGACAAGAUGUGGAAGUCAGUCGUGGGCCACAAUGUGAGCGUGAAGGUGGCUGCAGAGGGGGACGACUGGGAGACAGACCCUGACUUUGAGAACGACGUAUCAGAGCAGGAGCAGCGGUGGGGAGCCAAGACCAUCGAGGGCUCAGGCCGUAAAGAACACAUCAGUGUUGCAGAGCUCAGAAGCAAGGUGGCCGUGGAGCAUGAGCAGGUGAAGCAGAAAGAGCACACUCCCAAAGCAUCCUACGGAUAUGGAGGGAAGUUUGGGGUGGAGAAGGACCGAAUGGACAAGGUGGCUAUGGGUCAUGACUAUGUGGCACAGGUCGAGCAGCACUCUUCCCAGAAGGAUGCGGCACAAGGGUUUGGCGGGAAAUUUGGAGUUCAGAAAGACCGUGUGGAUAAGUCUGCCAUGGGCUUUGAAUACAAAGGGGACGUGCAGCAACAUGCGUCUCAAAAGGAUUACUCUAAGGGAUUUGGAGGAAAGUACGGGGUGGAGAGGGAAAAAGUCGACAAGGCCGCUUUGGGAUACGAUUAUAAAGGAGAAACCGAAAAGCAUCAGUCACAGAAAGAUUAUUCAAAGGGAUUUGGAGGGAAGUUUGGCGUUGAGAAGGAGAAAGUAGAUAAAGCAGCCCUGGGCUAUGAUUAUAAGGGUGAGACAGAGAAACAUCAGUCACAAAAAGACUAUUCAGCAGGUUUUGGUGGUCGCUAUGGAGUACAGAAAGAUCGCAUGGAUAAGAGUGCUGCUGGCUUCUCAGAUAUGGACUCCCCUACUUCUGCUUAUGAAAAGACGCAACCAUUGGAGGCCUCAAGUGCAGGUGCAGGAAAACUGAAGGCACGUUUUGAGACCAUGGCCAAGGCUUCAGAUGAAGAAAAUAGGAAGAGGGUAGAAGAAGAAAGAGCGAGGAGACAGGCCAGAGAGAAGAGAGAGCGAGAGGAGGCCAAACGCAGACAGGAGGAACAGAGCAGCAGAGAGGAAGAAAGUUGUCCACCACCUGUUCCAGAUGUGGCUCCAGUGCACAACAUGCCACCUCCAGAAAUACACCAGCAGGUUCCAGAGAGACAAGAAACACCUGAACCAGAGCCAGAGCCAGAGCUAGAGGAUGAACCGGAGUAUGACGAGCCCCCGGCCUUGCCUCCACGCACAGAAGACUUCCUUGAACUGGAUGCCCCACCACCCCUACCUCAAAGGUCACCCGAGGUGGACGAGGAUGAAGGAGAGUACGAGGACCUUGCUGAACCACCUCCUCUUCCUCCACAGACAGCUGUGGACAACGACUAUGAAGACCUGAUGUGUGGCCAGAAGGCAGUGGCCAUUUACGACUAUCAGGGAGAGGCGGAUGAUGAGAUUUCCUUCAACCCAGAUGAUGUGAUCACCAACAUAGAGAUGAUAGAUGAAGGCUGGUGGAAGGGACAGUGUCACGGACGCAUCGGUCUGUUCCCGGCUGCUUACGUUCAGCUGAUGGAGUGAGCGACAUGCUCAGGCAGUGGGGUUUUUUUUGUUUUUGCACAAGCUUCCCUUAAACAAUCUCAGGUUUCUUUGGUUGUUCAACAGAAGGAAUUUAGCACUGUAUUUAUACAUUUGUAAAACACAACAAACUUGCUGUGACUUCUGAUCAGCUGGUUUCAAUCCUUUUACUGUAGUUGUAGUUUGACCACAAAUCUAUGUUAACGGCAAGGAGUUACAUUUUGUAUCUGCAAUAAACCGAUAGGAGAAAAUAUAAUAUUCCACAGGCAGGCUUCUUUGUGUUGUUUGUAUGGUAACAUCUUUUAUUACUGUUCAUUUCUCAUCAAUGUCAACUUACAGUAACUUUAGGGCAGUUAUCAUUUAUCAGCUUUCAUUUGUAUUUAAUCAUGAUCAUAUGUGACUUGAAGCACCGUGUGGUUAAAAACUGGAAAAAAAAAAAAAAAAGUCAUACUUCAUCUUAAACACAGUUGAUUCAAUAAUGAUUUUGUGUACACCUUCUAUAUCAUGGUAUAUGCAUUAAAAUGGGGGACAUGCAA